Morus notabilis is the source of this 2761-nucleotide messenger RNA. RefSeq names its product probable beta-D-xylosidase 6. NCBI's taxonomy places the organism in Eukaryota, Viridiplantae, Streptophyta, Magnoliopsida, Rosales, Moraceae. The record is from RefSeq and is a predicted model, not a curated record. The transcript is spliced from 6 exons. Gene Ontology annotation, cellular component: plant-type cell wall. The coding region runs from base 34 to 2514 and encodes 826 amino acids. Gene Ontology annotation, molecular function: xylan 1,4-beta-xylosidase activity; alpha-L-arabinofuranosidase activity. Gene Ontology annotation, biological process: arabinan catabolic process; xylan catabolic process.
AAAAAAAAAGAAAAGAAAGAAGAAGAAGAAGAAAUGCCCACAUUAAGAUCCCCACUUCACUUUGAAGUUCGACUCCAUUUCCCACAAUCCAGAAGGAAAAAAAGAAACCUCAAAACACAAUUCCCAUUUCAGAACACUCAGAUGCCUCCUCACUUUCCACUCUUCUUCUUCGUCUUCUUCUUCUUAUCAUCAUUUUCAUCAUCAUCAACAAGAAAACCAUUAUUUCCUUGCGAACCACCCAAGCAAAACUCCUACCAAUUCUGCAACACCUCACUCCCCAUCAGCAGCCGGGCCAGGUCCCUCAUAUCCCAUCUGACUCUCCAAGAGAAGAUCCGCCAGCUCUCCAACAACGCCUCCGCCGUCCCCCGCCUCGGCAUCCCCGCCUACCAGUGGUGGUCCGAGUCCCUCCACGGCCUCGCCACCAACGGCCCCGGCGUCUCCUUCAAUGGCUCCAUCGCCGCCGCCGCCGCCUUCCCCCAGGUCCUCCUCAUGGCCGCCUCCUUCAACCGCUCUCUCUGGUCCUCCGUCGCCUCCGCCGUCGCCGUCGAGGCCCGGGCCAUGUACAAUUAUGGGCAGGCUGGGUUGACCUUUUGGGCGCCGAAUGUCAACGUUUUUAGGGACCCCAGAUGGGGGAGGGGCCAGGAGACCCCCGGGGAGGACCCCAUGGUGGGGUCCGCCUUUGCCGUUGAGUUUGUCAAAGGCUUUCAGGGUGGGAAUGGUCGGAUUGAAAGUGGGAUUGGAGAAAAGAUCAGAGUUUUGGAAGAUGAUCAAGAUGAUGAUGAUGGGAAAAGUGGGGAUUUGAUGCUUUCUGCUUGUUGCAAGCAUUUGACUGCUUAUGACUUGGAGAUGUGGGGGAGUUUUAGUAGGUAUAACUUCAAUGCUGUGAUAACAGACCAAGAUUUUGAGGAUACGUAUCAGCCACCUUUUCGAAGUUGUGUGCAGCAAGGCAAAGCCAGCUGCGUGAUGUGUUCCUAUAAUGCAGUGAAUGGGGUCCCUGCCUGCGCCCAGAAGGAUCUCUUGGCGCAAGCUCGGGAUAAGUGGGGCUUGAAAGGCUAUAUUACUUCAGAUUGUGAUGCCGUGGCCACUGUCCUUGAGUAUCAGCAUUACACCAAAAAUCCCGAAGAUGCGGUUGCUGAUGUUCUUAAAGCAGGAAUGGAUAUAAAUUGUGGAACAUACUUGCUUCGACAUACUCUUGCUGCGAUUCAACAAGAGAAGGUGCUAGAGGAAGACAUAGACAGAGCAUUGAUUAAUCUUUUCUCUGUUCAAAUCCGGCUUGGCCUUUUUGAUGGGGAUCCUAGAAAAGGGAAAUAUGGAAGGUUGGGACCUCAAGAUGUUUGCACCUCGGAGACCAAGAAAUUGGCUCUGGAAGCUGCAAGACAGGGAAUAGUGCUUCUUAAGAAUGAUAAGAAGUUCCUGCCGCUGAAAAAGGACGUUGUGUCUUCCUUGGCUGUUAUUGGUCCGUUGGCUGAUGAUGGUACUAAAUUAGGUGGUGGCUAUACAGGAGUUCCCUGCAGCCAAAAGAGCCUUUUUGAUGGAUUCCGAGAUUACGUAAAGAAAACAUCGUAUGCAGCUGGUUGCUUUAACGUCUCAUGCUACUCCGAUGAGGGAUUUGAUGAGGCCAUUAAUAUUGCAAAAGAAGCAGAUUAUGUUGUUGUAGUUGCUGGUAUUGACUUGUCCCAAGAAACGGAAGAUCAUGAUCGAGUUAGUCUUCUCUUACCUGGAAAACAGAUGGCUCUUGUAUCCUCUGUGGCCGCUGCCAGUAAAAACCCGGUGAUUCUAGUUCUUACUGGUGGUGGACCUCUUGAUGUAUUGUUUGCUGAGAAAAGCCCACAAAUUGCAAGCAUGAUCUGGGUUGGCUACCCAGGGCAAGAAGGUGGAAGAGCGCUUGCCGAAAUAAUCUUUGGAGAUGUCAAUCCAGGUGGAAGGCUUCCAAUGACUUGGUACCCUGAGGCCUUCACCAAUGUCCCGAUGAAUGACAUGAGAAUGCGGGCUGAUCCUUCUCGUGGCUAUCCCGGAAGAACCUACAGGUUUUACACUGGUAGCAGGGUGUAUGCGUUUGGACAAGGCCUGAGCUACAGCAACUACACUUACAGAUUCUUGUCAGUGCCAAGCAAACUUAGUGUAUCAGGAUCUUUCGAGGAUGCAUUCCGCGAAAAUGCGAUACACCAAGUAGGAGAUCAACUUGAUUACAUAUACAUAGAUGCAGUACCAUCUUGCGAUUCACUGAGAUUCUCUGUGGAAAUCUCUACGAUGAAUGUAGGAGAUAUGGAUGGUGCGCAUGUUGUGUUGUUAUUCUCUAGACCGCCGAAAGUUGUUCAAGGCGCUCCAGAGAAACAGCUAAUAGGAUUUAGCAGUGUGAAUACAAUUUCAAACGGAUCUACUUCAACAAGCAUAUUGGUGGAUUCAUGUAUGCAUCUUAGCUUUGCUAAUGAGAAGGGAAGAAGAGUAUUGCCAUUGGGUGAUCAUACACUCUUUUUGGGAGAUUUGGAGUCUACUCUUUCAAUUGAAACUUGAUCAAAUGAGCACUCAUCACAAGCAGCAAAAGCAUUUUGUAUGUUGAAGCAAUAAAAGCAUACUUGUUCUCAAUGUUUGGGUCGAAUUCCCCGGUACGUCAUUUGUGACUAUUUGUGUAAUUUGUUAAUUUAUUAAUGAAAUUUUCCCUAUGAAGAGAGAGAAAAAAAUAAAAAAAAUAAAAAGAGCAUAUCUAUUGUUUGUAAUGAAACAUUUCUUGAUGCCGUUAUGCAACUUAGGGGACGUUUGG